This is a messenger RNA of Aureobasidium pullulans EXF-150, 1715 nucleotides long. RefSeq names its product amidase. The record is from RefSeq and is a predicted model, not a curated record. NCBI's taxonomy places the organism in Eukaryota, Fungi, Ascomycota, Dothideomycetes, Dothideales, Saccotheciaceae. The coding region runs from base 62 to 1699 and encodes 545 amino acids. The transcript has a single exon.
CUUCUUCCAUCUUUCUCUCCGUCUGUUUUCUAGCUCCUCCCUGGAUCUCUCCAUAUACAAAAUGUCUAGCUGGCAAGAUAUCUGCCACUUCAAGCGUGAGCUGCAAGCUGGCAACAUCCCUUACGACUGGCGCCUCAAAUCAAUCCCCGAAGACUAUAAGUCGUCCAUUCCCAUUGUGGAAAGUUGCGGUGUCUUGAACGCCGAGGAACUCGAAAUCACCAACACCGAUGCGUCGAUUCUGGUGUCAAAACUGCAAACUGGCGAGCUCACAUCAGUCAAAGUCGUCACGGCAUUCUGCAAAAGAGCUGCUGUGCUUCAGCAGUUGACGAAAUGCUGUACUGAACUCAUGUUCAGCGAUGCUAUCGAGACUGCGGAAAGACUGGAUGAAGAAUUCGCCAAGACUGGAAAACCGACUGGACCUCUUCAUGGUUUGCCAAUCUCGUUGAAGGAUUGCUGUGAAGUGGAGGGUUAUGAUACUUGUGUUGGUUGGGCGGGGUUGUGUUUCAAGCCUGCUGAACAGGAUAGUGUGUCUACUAUCGCUCAGACUAGACGACUUGGAGCUGUGUUGUAUGUCAAGACCAAUCUUCCUCAAAGCAUGAUGAUGUCGGACAGCUACAAUCAUGUCUUCGGCCAGAGCGUCAAUUCCCUUCACCGCGGACUUGUCUCUGGUGGCUCCUCUGGCGGUGAAGGAGCGCUGGUCGGUGGACGUGGCUCAGUCAUUGGUAUCGGCACUGAUAUCGGUGGCUCAAUCCGUAUCCCUGCUGCUUUGCAAGGCAUCUAUGGACUUUGCUCUUCUGCUUUCCGCGUCUCCUGGCGUAGAGCUGCGAAUCAUCAGGACUAUCUCAUCAACUCCGUUGCUGGACCUUUGACCUGGUCACUGGACUCGCUCAAGACUUAUAUGGAAGCAUAUUGCUCAAGCAAUCCUUGGGAUAUUGACCCUAGUAUUCCUCCAAUCCCAUGGCGUAUGGAACUUACCAAGCCUCCAACUGGAAGAAAGCUCAAGCUUGGUUUUAUACAUGAUGAUGGAUACGUGCUUCCUCAACCACCAGUUCAGCGAGCUAUGAGCCAUGUCCGUGAGCUCUUCACCAAAGCCGGCCACGAAUGUAUCGACUGGGACUCAUCUUCCCAAUCAACAUCAUAUUACGAGCUUUGGGAACUCGCAAUCCUUGCCGACGGUGGGGAAGGUUGCAAAGCUGCUUGCAAGUUGUCUGAUCCCGAGCAACCACUUAUAGAAGGCAUGCUGGUCGGCAAACCCGAGGAUAAACUCGAUGUAGCACAGCGUCAAGCCCUGGCUCGCAAGAUUCUGGAUUACAAGCAGAUGUAUGCUCAAAAGAUGCUCGAGUCAGGAGUUGAUGCCAUCAUUGCGCCUGUCUUGCCUUGGGUGGGAUAUAAACCUAAGCAGUGGGUUGUCAGUAACCAAUAUGUUGGUUACAGUGCUCAUUGGAAUUUGCUUGACUACUCGGCAUUGGCUGUUCCUACUGGAGUGUUUGCGGACAAGGAGCUUGAUAGUGUUGAAGCCUGUCCUGGUUGGAAAAAGUAUUCGCCCAAGAACAAGAGUGAUGAAUUCAAUCACCAGCAGUAUGAUCUUGAUCUAGUGGAGGGAAUGCCAAUUGGUCUGCAGAUUGUCACUGGACAUUACAAAGAAGAACAAGCAGUCAUGGUCGCUGGAGUUCUGGAAGAACUGCGCAGAAGCUCAUGAGAUGAUGGAUACUAUC